This is a messenger RNA of Closterium sp. Naga37s-1, 723 nucleotides long. Lineage: Eukaryota; Viridiplantae; Streptophyta; Zygnematophyceae; Desmidiales; Closteriaceae. The record is from the annotation of a GenBank genome assembly.
AUGCAGAGGCGGCACUUACGGCAGAGGACGGGGCGCCAAAGGAAGCAGAGGCUGCGGCGCAGCAGAAGGUGGGUGCAGAGGCGGUCAAGAGUGCGGAGGCAGUCGCGCGUAAAGAAGGCGGGUGCAGCAGCAGAGCUGACGUCGGAGGCAGUCGAGCUGCAGGUGGUGGAGGCAGUGGCGCAGAAGGAAUCAGAGGCAACGGCGAGCCAGAAGGAUGAGGCAGCGGCGCAGCAGAAUGAUGAGGCAGACGCACAUAAGGAAUCAGCGGCAGCAGCGCAGCAGAAGGAUGAGGGUGCGGCGCCCAGGAUGGUUGAGGCAGAGGCGCAGAAGGAAUCAGAGGCAGCGGCGCAGCAGAAGGAGGAGGGUGCGGCGCCGAAGAUGGUUGAGGCAGAGGCGCAGAAGGAAUCAGAGGCAGCGGCGCAGCAGAAGGAGGAGGGUGCGGCGCCGAAGAUGGUUGAGAGGCAAGCGGCGCAGCAGAAGGAGGAGGGUGCGGCGCCGAAGAUGGUUGAGGCAGAGGCGCACAAGGAAUCAGAGGCAGCGGCGAGGCAGAAGGAUAAGGCAGCGGCGCUGCAUAUGGAGGAGGCAGACGCACAUAAGGAAGGAGAGGCUCGGAAUAAGGCAGAAGCAGCGGCGCGGCAGAAGGCGGAGGCAGAGGAGCAGAAACAGGCUGCGGAAGAGGCACUACAACUGGCUCGGGCAGAAGCGCGGAAGAAGGCGUUGUAG